UAGAUCAAUUUGAAGGAUUUACAAUUCCUGAUAAUUCUGGUCAAUUGGCAGAACUUUUAAAUAUUAUAGAAGUAAUGUUUACUUUUAAGUACAACUUUUCCGCUUGGGCGCUUAGAGAUGGCAUCAUCAAAAUCUUAGAAAUUGUCUCAUGA
Messenger RNA from Acaulospora morrowiae, 152 nucleotides. The record is from the annotation of a GenBank genome assembly. Lineage: Eukaryota; Fungi; Glomeromycota; Glomeromycetes; Diversisporales; Acaulosporaceae.